AUGUCUGAUAUAAUUAAAAGUGAUAUUGAAAAAAUUGAACGCGCUUUGAAUAUUCGUGUUGAUGAUGUUGAAAUUGAAGCUGUAUUAAAUGCUGCAUUUCCACAACCCAUUCCAAAAAUCUUCACUGGCAACGACAUAAAGAAUGAAGAUCUUGAUGAAACUGUGAAUUGUUAUGAUUUAGUCAAAGAUUUGAACACUAUUUAUCCUCAUAUUGAUCAAUCAUCUCUGCUAGCGUUUACUAAAGCACUUAAUUUAUCUUAUCAACGAAACUUAUUUCAACUAUCAAAAUAUUUUCAAUCAGCUGAAGUUUCCUAUAAAUCAAAUCAAUCAGUAAAUGAAAUUAUUCCGACAAAAAUAUUUCAUAUUAAUAAUGAUUAUAUUUCAAGUCAUUUAGCAACAAAUAAUGAAUCAAUACAAAAUAUUCGUAGAAUGAUGCAGCGUGAAGAAAAAGCACGUCUGAGUUCAAAUGAAAUAGUUAAAAAAUUAAUUGAAAAUAUUGCGAAAAAUAUUCGUUUAAAUAAACAAAAUCAACUGAUUGAAAAAAUUGAAACUCUCGAAAGAUCAACAGCUGAUCAAAGCAUUCGUAAUAAAAAAAUUGAAUUGAUUAAAAAACAACUUGACGAUUUAAGAGAUUUAUCAAAUAAAGAAUUAAUCGACGAAGAAAAUAUCGAUAGUUUUAUUGAUUGGACAAACAUUUGUCAAAUACUAAUGAACAAUCAAUAUACAGAGAAAUCUUGUAAAAAUGCUUGGCAACAAAUAUGCUUACCAUUAAUUCAUUCAAAUGCAAGUUGGUCAUCAGAAGAAGAUCAAUUACUUGAAAGUUUAGUACAAAAUUAUGGUUCAUUUGCUCAACAAUGGAAUAUCAUUGCUUCACAUUUUCCUCAACGUUCAUCAUAUACGUGUGCAAGUCGUUAUAUGUUUUUAGAAAAUUCUCGUUUAAGUAAAAUGAAAUUUUCAAAAGAUCAAAUACAAGACGUAAAAGAAAUAAUCGAGAAGAAUCGUGAUAAUAAUUAUAUAUCAUUAAAUAAAGUUGCCUAUCAAAUGGGCUUCAGUCUUUCAACCAUCCGUCGAGAAUGGCGCAAUAUCGAUCCAAAUGUUAAACGCGGCGUAUGGAAAUUAGAAGAAGAUCAAAAUCUUCUUCGAAGUGUAUUAAAACAAUCAAAUCGUACUAAAAUAAAUUGGAAUCUAGUCUCGAUAGAUGUAAUUGGUCGUUCACAAACAAAAUGCUACCGAAGAUUUAUUCAUUUAACAAAAAAUAAUCUAAAAAAAGAUUUCCAACCAGAAGAAGAUCAAUUAUUAAUUCAGCAACAUCAAAUUAAAAAUGGUCGUUGGUCGGAAAUUCAAUUGUUAUUUCCUGGACGAUCAUCUUAUUCAUUACAAAAUCGAUGGAAGAAAUUAAAUGAGUAUAAAAAAAUCAAUGAAUUAUUUUAUAGUCAACAAUUAAAUAUGCAAUUAUUUCUUUUAAAGCAGUAUCCAGCAAAAAAAGAAACAGUAAAUAAUAUAAACAAUAAUAAAUAUGAUUCACCAAAUAUUGAAUUAAGUUAUAACCAAUUAAAAUUUUUAACAUCAAAUGAUUUAUUUAAACAAUUUUGUAAUGAAGUCGAUUUAAAUAAUUUAAUCAAUAAAAUUGGUAUCAGAUCUUUUAUUAAUAAAUUAUCAACAUUUAAUAAUAUUCAACAAAUUAAAGAUUUAUUUAUUUUUCAAUAA
Rotaria socialis is the source of this 1707-nucleotide messenger RNA. The record is from the annotation of a GenBank genome assembly. Lineage: Eukaryota; Metazoa; Rotifera; Eurotatoria; Philodinida; Philodinidae.